Messenger RNA from Fulvia fulva, 1038 nucleotides. Its product is annotated as Methyltransferase. NCBI's taxonomy places the organism in Eukaryota, Fungi, Ascomycota, Dothideomycetes, Mycosphaerellales, Mycosphaerellaceae. Bases 1 to 1038 code for a protein of 345 amino acids. The transcript has 4 exons. The record is from RefSeq and is a predicted model, not a curated record.
AUGAUGGAUCCACAGCUUCUUCUCUUCCGAAGACAGUAUCUACAGCUUUUCGAGCCCGACUUCCUGGCCUGGCCACCCAAGCAACUGUUGAGAGAUCCAGCCGUGCAGUCAUGGUUAUAUGCGAAUCUCUUCAAUAUCGACAGGAACUCCAAGCUACCACCGGAACGCUAUCAGCUUCGAGUACUCAAGCCACUACUUGCCAAGAUCGAACAGUCUAUUGAGGAUCCUGAGGAGGAUGAAAUAUCAGACGAUCUUAUGUCACAUCUGUCUACUUUGAUCACAUCAGGCUUGCCUGCAGAAAGUACAGCGGUACAGCAGAAGUCCUAUGUGACCUUUACAUGCUUGCCACCUAAUCAGUCAGGUUACGAUGUAGAGAAGGUUGAGCCGACUGUGACACUGCUGGAGCGACGACAUUUAAUAUCAGGAUCCCUCACCACUGGAUUCAGGACUUGGGAAGCUGCUCUGCAUUUGGGCUCGUACCUUCUGACGCCAGCAGGACAGAAUAUCAUCAAGGACAGAUCUAUCUUGGAGCUAGGAGCUGGCACAGGCUUUCUUGCUAUACUGGCGGCCAAACAUUUGAAUGCAAAGCACGUCACUUCCACUGAUGGUGACGAGGGUGUGGUUGAAGCAUUGAAAGAGAAUUUCUUCCUCAAUGGACUCGACGACGAGCAAAAGAUCUUCGCAAGUAUACUUCGUUGGGGCAGAGGCCUCAAAGGCACCUGGGUUGAAGAAGAUUGUGAAGCGUGGCCUUACGAUGUCGUGCUAGGCGCUGAUAUUACAUACGACAAGGUCGCGAUUUCUGCAUUGGUAGCAACGUUGCGCUUGCUUUUCGAGAUGCGACCAAGCGUGCAUGUCCUGAUAUCUGGAGCCGUCAGGAAUUUGGACACAUUCGAGACGUUUCGACAUGCGUGCUUGCGAAGCAAGUUCCAGGUCGAGGAGCUUGACUUUCAACCAAAAUCCAUCCGCGAACAGACCUCGCUCUUCUAUGCGAAGGCUGUGCCGUUGAAGAUACUGUCGAUCAAGGCUCCAACUACAUAG